Messenger RNA from Mesoplodon densirostris (Blainville's beaked whale), 1110 nucleotides. RefSeq names its product popeye domain containing 2 (gene POPDC2). Gene Ontology annotation, molecular function: cAMP binding. Bases 1 to 1110 code for a protein of 369 amino acids. Gene Ontology annotation, cellular component: sarcolemma. NCBI's taxonomy places the organism in Eukaryota, Metazoa, Chordata, Mammalia, Artiodactyla, Ziphiidae. The record is from RefSeq and is a predicted model, not a curated record. The transcript is spliced from 3 exons.
AUGAGCAGCAACGGCAGCGCAGUGGGCCAGUUCCUCUGGAGCGGGCCGCUGUGCGUUGACUGGAGGCAGGACCAGGAAGGGGCUGUCUACCACCUGGCCACCUGCCUCCUGCUCCUGGGCUUCAUGGGGGGCAGCGGGGUGUAUGGGUGCUUCUACCUCUUUGGCUUCCUGGGCACAGGCUACCUGUGCUGUGUGCUGUGGGGCUGGUUUGACGCCUGCGGCCUAGACAUCGUCCUCUGGAGCGUGCUGCUAGCGACUGCCUGCGUGCUCCAGCUGGCACACCUGGUGUAUUGCCUGCGCGAGGACACCCUCCCCGAGGAGUUCGAGCUCCUCUACAAGACGCUGUGCCUGCCCCUGCAGGUACCCCUGCCAGCGUACAAGGAGAUCGUUCGCUGCUGUGAGGAGCAAGUCUUGACUCUGGACACGGAGCAGACCUACGCCGUGGAGGGCGAGACGCCCAUCGACCGCCUGUCCCUGCUGCUUUCUGGCCGGGUUCGUGUGAGCCAGGACGGGCAGUUUCUGCACUACAUCUUUCCUUACCAGUUCAUGGACUCUCCCGAGUGGGAAUCGCUACAUCCCUCUGCGGAGGGGGUCUUCCAGGUCACUCUGACAGCCGAGACUGAAUGUAGCUAUAUUUCCUGGCCCCGGAAAAGUCUCCACCUCCUUCUGGCCAAACAGCGAUACAUCUCUCGCCUCUUCUCGGCCCUGCUGGGCUAUGACAUCUCGGAGAAGCUCUACGCUCUCAAUGACAAGCUCUUUGCUAAGUUUGGGCUGCGCUUCGACAUCCGUCUCCCCAGCCUCUACCACGUCUUAGGUCCUGCUGCCACAGAUGCAGGACCAGAGUCUCAGAAGGAUGACAAGGACGUCCGUGAGCCUGCCGCAUCCCUCUCUCCUCAGGCCCUGCCCACAUCUGUCCAGCAAACACCCCCUAGCUCCCCACCUCCAGCGGCCACCAACCCUCCUGCACCUCCUCCCUGGGUCAGGAUGUCCAGGCCCGACAGCAGCGUCCUGGGUGAGGACUCUACCAGUCUGGUGCUGGAGGAUUUUGAGGAGGUGUCGGGAUCAGAAUCGUUCAUGGAUUAUCAGAGUGAUGGGGAGUACAUGAGGUGA